Messenger RNA from Mangifera indica (mango), 2382 nucleotides. Its product is annotated as protein CHLOROPLAST IMPORT APPARATUS 2-like. The transcript is spliced from 3 exons. The record is from RefSeq and is a predicted model, not a curated record. Gene Ontology annotation, molecular function: protein binding. NCBI's taxonomy places the organism in Eukaryota, Viridiplantae, Streptophyta, Magnoliopsida, Sapindales, Anacardiaceae. Gene Ontology annotation, biological process: regulation of DNA-templated transcription. Gene Ontology annotation, cellular component: nucleus. Bases 925 to 2232 code for a protein of 435 amino acids.
AAAGCGGUCCACUAGCCAAACUGCAGAGAGACAGGCUUGUCUCUUCCUCUGUUCUCAUCUGUUAUCUGCCAACAACAGUCUCUCGUCCUAUAUCUUCACAAAACUCUUAACGGGCUACUCCCUUUUAUCUCCCUCACUCCGGUGAUCACUUCUUCUGUUCUGCUUUUGCUGUGUUUCACAAAUAAAUAUGCUGAAGCCUCUUUGCCUUUCUUAUUGGAUAACUUUCCUUUCUUAGAUAUUUGUCAUUCCUUCACCCUUCAAACAUUUACUUGCUUCUUCUUGGAUUUUGCAAUCUCUUGAAAUUUUGGUGUUUUCUUUGCUUCUGCAAGGGUUUUAUAUUGGUUACUAGGGUGUUCUUGUUUCUAAAUUAUUAAGUUUGGUGUUUUUGGCUUUCUCUCUCUCUCUCUCUCUUUUUUUUUUAAAAUAAUUUCGGAACUUUUUAAGGCCUUUUCCUUUCAGGGUUCAGGGUUUUGAAGCUCUUUCCAUACAUAGAGGAGACUCUUCCUUUGUUCUCGCCAAUUCAACCUAAAAGGUUAAUUUUGAGCUUUCUUGAAUUUGGUUAUGUGCUAUUUCUUCUCUUUUCUUUAGAUUCUGCUUCUACUAUUUUAUUCUUCCACUGGGUUUUCUUUGAAACUAUUUCAUGCUUUUGGUACCCUAAAUUUUAAUUCUCCUGUUUUUCCCCUUUGAUUAGAAUCAUAGCUUGAAAUUCAGCUGAAUUUCAGGUUCUUAAACCUUAAAUUCCUCUUCUGCCAAUCUUCCACCAAAAAAAAAAAAGUGUUUUUUGAGCUUUUCUUUGUAGUAAAUCCAAUUGAUUUUGCCCUAUUGUUUUGAUUUUUUUUAGUUUGAAAUCUCUCCUUUUAGAUCUUAAAAUUCUAGAAGUAGACCAUAAAGUGACAUAAAACUUCUUUACUGCUAUCUACAAAAAUGUCUUCAUGUUUAAGUGGAGGUGGAAGAACUUAUGCAUUAGACUUAGACAUCAUAAAAUCUCCAUCUUCUUCAACAAGAACUUCACACACUUCUUCACCUUCUUCAACUCUCUCAGAAUCAAGCAUCUCCCCAUUAGCAAUCUCCACUCGAAAGCCAAGAACCCCCCGCAAACGCCCGAAACAAACUUACAACGAAGCCGCCGCCCUCCUCUCUACGGCCUAUCCCAAAAUUUUCUCCACAAAACACUUGACCAGUCCUAGUAAAUUCACCAGCCUUCACCAAUCUUUCUUCGAUGAAUCCUCAGAAUUGUUGUUGCCAUUUCGCGUUUUCGACCACUCAGGUUUUAUGCUUCACCAACCAAUUCAAGACAAACCCAGAUUCUCAUUUGAGCGAAAAGUCACAAAUUCUUCUGACAAGCCUUGUCAGAGUAAUGGUAAUGGUGAAGUUGACUUCCAAGGGAAUUCCAAUUCCAUAGGGGUAUCCAGUGAAUUCGACGAAGAUUUUGAUGCUGAGUCCAUUCUUGAUGAAGAAAUCGAGGGGGGAAUCGAUAGCAUUAUGGGGAAUUUGAGAGUCAACAACGAUGAUUCUAAUGUUAAUGUUGCUUCUCAAAAUUAUCAAGUUAACAAUUCUUGGUAUGCUAAUCCAAUGGGGUUUGGAUUUGGCGGGAAACUGCAGUUCGGAAUCGGAAUGGGAAUGAGAAGAGGAGUAAAGGCAUUGAGAAAUGUUGAUGAAGGAAAUUGGUGGAGUUUUCCAACAGUGGAUGUUCUUCAAAUCUCCCCAAAAUUCAACAACAACCAUCACCACCAGAACGGUAACAGUAACAGAAAGGGUUCAAUUGAGAAAAAGAAAAAGAAGAGGGUUGAAAAAGUUAAGGAAAAAGUCGCCGUUGAGUCCAAGAGUUUGGAAUUGUGUUCGGAUUCACCUCAAGAAAAAUCGAUUCCUAAACCCAAUUCGGCAGAAUUACUGUUGAAACUGAAAUACGAGGACGUACUGAAUGCUUGGUCUGACCGUGGUUCGCCGUUUUUAGAUGAAACUUUGGGCACCGAUGUUCAAGGAAAUGAUGUCUCUGCCAGGCUGGCGCAGAUUGAUUUAUUCUCUGAUAGCGGAGUGAGGGAAGCUAGCGUGUUACGCUACAAGGAAAAGCGGCGUACACGUCUUUUCUCUAAGAAGAUCAGGUACCAAGUCAGAAAAGUCAAUGCUGAUCAACGGCCCAGAAUGAAGGGACGCUUUGUGAGGCGCCCAAAUUCUACCACCACUGCUCAAGAGGAAAAGCAGAGAAAGAAAGUAAUGCUUUCUGAUUUGUGAACAUCAAACUUUUUUUUUUUUUUUUUUGGGGUCUUUGCUGCUUUUUUUCUUUCUUUCUUUCCAUAUUUGUUUCUCCAACACUAGAAAGCUAAAGAGACAGGAGAUCAGUUAAACAGAGUGAUGAGAAAUAGGCAUUCAAAUUUUUGUUUA